GGGCGCCGAGCUCCAAUAGGAUAUCAACUCUGGUUCUUCGUUGAUGAUGAUGGGACUACUUCAGCAUUGUCAAUUAUGAACUCUUGGUGUGUUCUUAUUCGGUGUAUCUCGUGAUGCAAUUCUGCUGUUGGUUCGAGGUCAAGACUAUCUGGACUCAUAUGUAUGAUGCUGUUUGAUUGCCGGAGCUCGCUAUUACUCAUCUUCCUUGCAUAUAUAUAUACAUAUACACACAUAUAUAUAUACUCCGACGAAACAGUUUGUCACAGCCCCUCGUUUGUUGUCCUCUUCUCUCUCUCUGCCUACGGUUUUACCGGGCAGUUCUGUUUGUGACGAUAUAUACACGCAUACACACACAUAUAUAUAUAUAUAUACACACACAUACAUAUACACACAUACUAUAUAUAUACACACAUAUAUAUACUUAUAUAUAGCUAAUUAAUAACGGGUCGGCAAUAUCCAGGGUGUCAAGAUGAUGCAAGCGGCUGUUGAGGCGAAGGAGGCUGCCGUGCGGGAGGUGGCCAAGCUGCUUACGCUACCGGAGGACUUGGGGAAUAUCCCCGCUCUGCGCAGCGAAUUCGCUCAACGACAACAGGCCAAUGAUGCACAGCUGUCUGCGUCAGUGAUGUCACAGGUGGAUAAGGCAAGGGAAGGAAUGGACACACUGACCACCUCCAAAGCCACCAUCACUGAGCUUCGGGACAGCUUUAUUCUCAUUGAUAGACUCUGUGUAGAAUGUAAAAACCUAAUUGAUCAUCAUGAACAGAUUCAAGCUCUGAGCUGUGCUCGGAACAAUCUCAACACGACCAUAAGGGAUGUGGAGGGAAUGUUGUCAAUCUCACAGGAAGCGGCAGAAGCGCGGGCGUCACUCCAGAAUGAUAAGGAGCUCGUUCGAACAUUUGAGCGCCUAACCGCACUCGAGGGGAAAAGGCGUUUUGCUUUGGCGGCAGUGAGCACAAGAAAGCAAGAACAGAUGAAGCUAAGCGAAUAUUUUGAAGACGUUAGCCGGACACGAGAGAAAUUUGAGCAGACUCUCUUUGGACAUGUGAAGAACUACCACAAGUUGGCAAAAGAGAGCCCUGCAACUCUGGUUCGUUGCCUACGAAUAGUGGAAAUGCAAGAGGAGCUUGACUCUCAGCAGGCACAAGAAGCACUGGAAGCAGAUGGUGUGAGUUUGGGAGUGCCGACUCCCAAGGGUCAGCGAACCCCUCCGAGUGGCGGCGGAAGGGGUUCAAAAAGGCCGAGUUACACAGGAGGGACACAAGCAGGGACUGCUGGUGGGGAUAAAACACCCUCUGGCUCACCGAAGCAGGGCAGAGGAUACAAGGACCGCUGUUUUGCGGAGAUCCAAGCUGCCGUACAGGAACGUUUUGCGGUCUUACUUAACAAGCUUGUUGUGGAAGAUCUAAAUGCAGCUUUGCUGGAGGCUACUUCGGUAAGACCACAGGGACGUGACACUUCCGUCAUUAUGUAUGAAAUCUUUCAAUUUGUGGUUCAGCUGUACACUCAGCAUUUUGUGACAAUGUUAAGGAAACUCGGCGACAACGCUUCUCAGAUUCCCAACCAUGAUAUUCUUAAGAUUAUUGGAUGGGAGUCUCAGUACGAAGACCAGCUGCUAAGUCUUGGUGUUGACGACGGUGUUGCUCAAGUCUGCGCCGAGACUGGUGCUCUGGAUGCGCUGAUUGAUCGAUACGUGGAAGUUAUGCAAUCCAGCAUGAAGAAAUAUUUCAUCAACAUGCUGGAGGCUGACAAGGUAGAGCCGCCGAAGCAGAAUGACACUGGUCGUUUGUUUACACCCGCAGCUCAUGACCUGUUCCGCCUUUUCAGUGCACAGCUAACCUCGGUGCAAGAGAAUUGUACGGGGGCCAUGAUAUGGCGAGUAGCCGACGCGUUUGUGAAGGUCAUGCUUGAUUUCCAAGCUGCACAGCGAACUCGAUUUGAUGAGCCUGUAGCAGAUGUAGGUUUCGAGGCCUUGUGUGCAAUGGCCAAUAAUAAUGCGAGGUGUCCGGAGCUGGUUAUGGAGCUUAGCAAUUCUGUAAUGGAAGCCCUCCCUGCAAGCUUUAAGGACAAGAUCCAAUUUGACGAAGCGAUCCGUGGGUUCAUGGAAAUUGAAAGGGAAGCCUUGUUCUUUACGGUGGAGGUAAUAUUUGAAGAUCCUGGUGUUAAAAAGCUUCUCACAAAUCUUUAUCAGAAAGACUGGUAUGACGGGGUUGUGACAGAGUACCUCGUGGCCACAUUUUCGGACUACUUUACUGAUAUCGGGAAGUGCCUUGAGGAGAAGUCAUUCCGGCGGUUCGCUGAGUUGUGCUUGGAACGAACUGUACUAGUGUACCUGGACGGUCUCCUAAUGCAGAAGAACUACAUAAAACAGGCCACUUUGAAGCGGAUGGAAAUGGACGAGGAGCAGAUCGGCGACUUCUUUAAAGGCGAAGGAGGCAUGAACCCCAAGAAAGUGGAGAAAAAGCUGCAGCCACUUGUGGACGUUCGGGAACUGGCCUGUUCCGACAGUGUGGAAUCAUUUAGGUUGACGUACACAAGCAUGCUUCAUUACCAUCCAGACUGUGUGCCUGAGCUCGUGGAAAAGGUAGUUUCUCUACGGGACGAUGUUCCGCGCAAGGAGGCGAGAGAGGUGGUAAAUGAGUGUCGUGAAAUCUACAAUGCUCGCGAUACGACUGUCACUCAACCGAAGACAGGGAUGGUGUACAGUCGCCUGCUUGCUCUGCCUAAGCCUCCACCAAGGAAGAAGUAGUAGCGCUCAUUCGUUAUGAUUCGUACCUCUGCUAACAUUCAUUUUUAAAAUGGAAGUUGGAAUCUGGACAUAGUUACAGUCCGAUACAUCCAGGAAAGUCCCAUGGGAAUAUUAUGGCUUACUUAUUGCUAGAUUGGCUGUGAUUGAACUCUAGCAAGCAAGCUGACUCCUGUGUCAGUUAAUCGACUACCUACUGCGUCUCAUGAGCGCCACCACUGCCACACCGUUUUUUUUUUCUUUUUUUUUUUCAAUGAGCGCCACGGCAUGGUUUUCAA
Molecule: messenger RNA, 3021 nt
Organism: Chara braunii
Lineage: Eukaryota; Viridiplantae; Streptophyta; Charophyceae; Charales; Characeae
Source: the annotation of a GenBank genome assembly